GUAGCAACUACUACUUUUUUCUUUUAUUUUUAUUUUUUUGGCUUUUAUAACAUUUGUGAUCGAUGCCUUUACCGUUUGGAUUAAAAAUGCCUUCCAAAGGCACACUUAUUUUUAGUGGAAUUGCUGGCGCCAUUAGUGGCAUCGUUUAUGUUAGUAAUAAGAAUGCUGACGAAGCUAGAAAAAGAAUAGCACAAAAAGUUUCAUUCUUAGCAGAUAGGCCUUGUGGGGUUCAUGAAAUGCCUCGAAAGGUCCUUGUGUAUAUAUCUGCUCCUCCAGGUGAUAGUAUUGAAAAAAGUCGAAACUGGUUUCGAGAAUAUGUUAAACCUAUUCUUGUUGCAGGUGCUGUUGAUUAUGAAGUAAAGGAAGCAAAAUCUGCUGGACAAAUUGAAAGCUCUGUUAUUGAAGAAAUUGUCAAACUUCAUCGUGAAACGACAGAAGAAAAGGAGCCUAUAAAGAAUGAUUCUGUAAGCAAUAAUCCAUUUGCAACUUCUGCUAUGGAAGAGAUUAUGCAUAAGAAACAAGAAGGCAAUACUAAGUUUGAUGGUAUUUUAGCUAUUGGUAGAAAUGCUUAUCGUGAAGUUCUUAAUGGUUAUUCAAAAAGUUGUGAUACUAGCCUUAAAGUGAUAAAGGAGGAAAAGGAGUCGAAUACAGAUGUUAAAGAAACUGAACUAGACGAAUUAAAGAACGAUUUAGAUGAAAGACAAACAAUAGAAAAUAAUAAUGAAGUCAUGCUAGAUCAACCACAACAGUUCAUAGUAGAAGAAAAGGAGAAUCAUUUUUCAUUACCGCCUUCCUUUUCACCAGUCAUGUAUAUUCCGCAUGUUAAUAUUAUUGGGUGGAAUAAUAUUCCUUAUCGACUUUACAUGUGGUAUGCUGAUUAUAAAAGAAUUGAAGAGGUUGGGAAACAUGUCGUUGCUGUUGUAUUGAACAAUACAAGACCUAUUGAGAAAAGUGAUGCUGAUUUAGGCCAAAAUGAAAAAAAAUAUUGGAUUGGAGAUGAAUCAGUGAAAGAAUUAAAAGACAAUGAUAAACCUAUAGUGAUUGAUGAAAGAAUUAUUGACAAACUUAAAACUUAUACCACUGAAGAUCUUCCUUAACGGAGUUUAUUAAAAAAAAUUUAUAAAUAAAGCUCCUGGAGACAAUUUUUUUUUUU
Messenger RNA from Cokeromyces recurvatus, 1153 nucleotides. Its product is annotated as mitochondrial import inner membrane translocase subunit Tim54. The record is from RefSeq and is a predicted model, not a curated record. Lineage: Eukaryota; Fungi; Mucoromycota; Mucoromycetes; Mucorales; Mucoraceae. Bases 63 to 1097 code for a protein of 344 amino acids. The transcript has 3 exons.